UGGGUUUUACAAUCUCUCGKCUUCUGCUCGAGAUUGUAAAAUCCCUUACAACACGGCCGCUCAUGUUGUAAACAUUACUUAACUUUGCAUAACUAUAAAAGUUAUAUAAAGUUUCACUAUAUGAUUUUGGGGAAAAUAUUGCACUGGAUUUGUAUUAGAAGAAUAAUAAUUCCUUACCCUUUUAAUUCAAUUUCCUAUAGCUCAUAGUCCAGAUAACUCAUUUUUGGGAUUUGUUGUUGAUGCUCCUCCGAAGUCAGUUCCUAUGAUGGAGCAUACAAGAGAAAAACCAAUUGGCUUGGUUUAUGGCAAAAGAGGAAUCUUUUGGGAGGGGAAAAGAGAGUAUUUAGAUGUUUUGAGUGAGUACUUUGAAAUUCAUGCUACACUUGGAGAUUAUGAUCCAAAUAGCGAAGCCAGCAAAAAAUACAUACCGAAGUAUGUGGUAAACCAUGGCUUACUUAAACAACUAGAUUUGCAAACACUGCUUGAGAAAGCAAAGGUUUUUAUUGGACUUGGUUUUCCUUAUGAGGGRCCUGCUCCACUGGAAGCCAUUGCUCAUGGCUGUAUCUUCCUAAAUGCAAAGUUUGAUCCAACCCACAACAGAAACAAUAAUGAAUUCUUCAUGGGCAAGCCCACUUUUAGAKCAGUGACUUCACAACAUCCUUACACUGAGGACUUUAUUGGGGAGCCCUAUGUUUUUACUGUCGACAUAUCA
Messenger RNA from Exaiptasia diaphana, 712 nucleotides. Its product is annotated as alpha-1,6-mannosylglycoprotein 6-beta-N-acetylglucosaminyltransferase A. Lineage: Eukaryota; Metazoa; Cnidaria; Anthozoa; Actiniaria; Aiptasiidae. The annotation marks the transcript as partial. The transcript is spliced from 5 exons. Gene Ontology annotation, cellular component: Golgi apparatus. Gene Ontology annotation, biological process: protein N-linked glycosylation. Gene Ontology annotation, molecular function: alpha-1,6-mannosylglycoprotein 6-beta-N-acetylglucosaminyltransferase activity. The record is from RefSeq and is a predicted model, not a curated record.